This is a messenger RNA of Ricinus communis (castor bean), 2572 nucleotides long. RefSeq names its product polyadenylate-binding protein-interacting protein 3. The coding region runs from base 289 to 2214 and encodes 641 amino acids. NCBI's taxonomy places the organism in Eukaryota, Viridiplantae, Streptophyta, Magnoliopsida, Malpighiales, Euphorbiaceae. Gene Ontology annotation, molecular function: RNA binding. Gene Ontology annotation, cellular component: cytoplasmic stress granule. The record is from RefSeq and is a predicted model, not a curated record. Gene Ontology annotation, biological process: cytoplasmic stress granule assembly. The transcript is spliced from 15 exons.
UCUUUUUUCAAUUCCCUAGCCCUCAAUUUUUCCCAAAUUAUUUGUCAAAAAUACCAGAACCUCUCUCUCUCUCUCGAUCACAUCGAAUCCUCUCUCUCUUCUUUCUCUCUAUAUAUACAGUGUACAUGUAUUAUUAGUACCCUCGCGAUUCUUGCAGUGAUCAUCUCCGUGCCCUAAAACGAAAACGUAACCCUAACUCCCUCUCUUUUUUUGAAGCUCAAGCGGUUUCAAGUCAAGUUGUUGCAUAAUUUCUUGUAUUUAAGGUUUGAAGGUACAGCUUCUAUCAGGAUGAGUUUGCAACAGCCUACACAGCCCAAAUCUUAUGCUAAUGGGUUUGGGCGUCGAAGAGCUGAAAGGGAAGGAGGGGCUAGAUUAGACAAUAAGCUGCAAUCUGGAAAAUCAAACCCAAAUAGAUCGAGUAGUUCAGCGAUUGGUGGGAAAGUUGGAGUUUACGAGAGUCCUUCUCGUGAUAGGCUGGUAUAUUUAUCAACAUGUCUUAUUGGGCACCCUGUGGAAGUCCACCUGAAAAAUGGAUCUAUAUAUUCUGGGACAUGCCACACGACAAAUGUUGAAAAAGAGUUUGCAAUUAUUCUGAAAAUGGCCCGCUUGACAAAGGAUGUCUUUCGAGGGCAAAAGACAGAAUCUCUCAGCAAGGCUCCUUCCAAGACUUUUAUCAUACCUGGAAAAGAAGUUGUACAAGUGAUAGCAAAGGAUGUGUCUAUAACCAUGGAUGGGAUGACCCACGACCUCCAACAUGAAAAGCAUCAGGAGAUUAUGAUAGACUCCAUCAUAUCUCAAUCUCGUCAUGUUGAAGCAGGGAGAGAGCUGGCUCCUUGGGUCCCUGAUGAAGAUGACCCGCAAUGCCCUGAAUUAGAGAAUAUAUUUGAUGGUCCUUGGAAUAGGGGCUGGGAUCAAUUUGAAACAAAUGAAUUGUUAUUUGGAGUAAAAAGCACCUUUGAUGAGGAACUUUACACUACAAAGCUGGAAAAGGGUCCUCAGAUGCGAGAGUUAGAGAAGGAAGCUAUGAGAAUGGCGAGAGAAAUCGAGGGUGAGGAGACACAAGAUCUUCAUUUAGCAGAGGAAAGAGGCAAUCACUUUCAUGAAAAUUUUGAUAUUGAUGAAGAGACCAGAUUCUCAUCUGUAUAUAGAGGUAUGGCGCUUGAUGAUAGUGGAUAUGAGGAGAGUGAGGACAUAUUGUUGGAUUCCCGCAAUGCUGAAACCUUUGGAGAUACGCCGGCUUCUUUUACUAAGAAAUCUGGUGAUUUGACCAAUGGGAAAAGUAAUGAUGGAGCUCGUGUUUUAUCAAGUUCUUCUUUGGACGAGGCAGAGUGUUCUCAAUCAAGUGCUGGCGUAGAUUUGUAUCAUUCAGGUUCUUAUGAGCAUCCUAGACAGCUGGGAUCUGAACUUCCUUCUAAAAGUCUCUCCACUUCGGAGACUGAAACCAGGACUCACGAGAAUCUUCAUGGCGAACAUGGAGCAAGUGACUGCAUCAAGGAAUUCAUAGAAGAGCAAACUAGAACCGGAGAUGCUCCAUUGCCAACAUGUGAGGAUUCUCAGUCCUCAUUGGAUGGCAAGAAAGAUGGCUCUGAUAAAGGUGUACUAUCUCCAAAUGCUACUGCUUAUGCUCCUUCAUCGAAUGUUUCUUCAAAAAGCAAUGAAAAGACAGGUUCUUCUGGUGAACUGUUAGAAGCUGCUCCUUCUGUCAAAGGAGUUGGAGAAGUCCAAUCUGCAAACUCUCGUGGACGCCCUGGUAGUUCUACAUCAUCAAAUUCUGAAUGCGUAGGUGCUCCUUCAGUUUCCAAUGGUCCUGCUUUAACACCAAGCUCGUCAAUGGGUUCAUUAACUUCAGAGAAAUCAACACUGAACCCCUAUGCUAAGGAAUUUAAACUAAAUCCAAAUGCCAAGAGUUUCACCCCUUCUCAAACACCUGUUAGGCCUCCAUCUCCAGUUUCUGAUGGUUCCUUCUAUUUUCCACCAAAUGUUCCUGCUCUUCCACAUAUGCAUGGCAUGCCUAUGGGCAUUGGAGUUGGACCCUCAUUUACUGGUCACCAGCCUGUUAUAUAUAAUCCACAGGUUGCAUCUUUACCAUCACCACAAGCAUAUUUCCAUCCUGGGCCUCAGUACGGACAGCAGAUGCUCCUUGGCCACCCUAGGCAAGUCUUGUACAUGCCAGGCUACCAACCUGAAAUGCCAUAUAAAGGACGAGAGUUUUAGACAGUCGAUUACAUUUCUGGCCAGUUCCACCCUGCUUGCAAGGAAUAAACUUCUGAGAGGCGGCUUGGAACAAUUUUAAGGGGAUCCAAGCUUGGCAGUCCAUGAAGAUCUAUAGUUCUUUGACCCCCCCCAUUUGUGCUCGGGGAAAUUGACUAGUUAUGGGAUAUGUAAUUCUUACAAUCCUGUAUGUUUUCAUUUAUACCAUCACUGGAUUUGUCAACUCUCCUUUAAUUAGUACUUUACAGUAACUGUUUUAUUUUGGUAAAAAAAAAAAAAAAAAUAGUUUUGGGAUAAAUUUAAAGGUGCAAAAGUUUGUGUGCUGCUUUAAGAAUUAUGAUUGAUUUAACUUUUUUCUUCA